GCGGGACAGCGGAAGAGGGAAUUUGAAUAAAAGCGGUUGGGCUGGCCGAGGCGGCGUUAAGGAAAUAAAAACUCGGCCGACAUUUAAAAAACAACGGUCGGAGGCGGGAAGGCGAUGAGGUAACAUGUCGGCAGGGGAGACGGAGGAGGUGGCGGCCUUGAGGGCCGAGGUGGAUCGCCUGAGCGCUGAGCUGGCGGAGACCAGCGAGCAGAAGGUGCAGGCUGCCCAGUAUGGCCUGGCAGUACUGGAGGAGAAGCAGAACCUGGCGCUACGUUACUCGGAACUGGAGCAGGAGCAUGAAGCCGCCGUGCGAGAGUUGGAGCAGCUCAAGGAGGCAUUUGCGGAAGCCUGCAGCCAGCAGAGGAAGGUGGCGGCGGACGGGGAGACCCGGGAGGAGGUUCUGCUGCGAGAGGCAGCCCGCCGGGAAGCCGUGACAGAAGCGCGUGUGGGGGAGCUGCAGGCCGAGGCCCGGCAGGCUCGCCAAGCACUAGUCAAUGCCACAGCCGAGGGCGAGAGGCUCACAGCCCAGCUGCAGGAACUCAGCAAGCAAUGUGAGAGCUUGGAGCUGGAGAGGUGUCAGCUGCGGGAGGAGAUCAAGGAGUCGAAGGUGCGGGAGAGCCAACAGCUUCAGGACUGCACCGAGCUGGAGGAAGAGAAUAUCUCCUUGCAGAAGCUGGUCUCUACGCUCCGGGAGAAUCAGGUGGAGUUUGAGGGGCUGAAGCACGAGCUGAGGCAACGGGAGGAGGACGUGGAGACGUUGCAGGGUCAGCUGGAGGAGGCGGCCAGGCUGAGGGCCAUCGUCGAGCGGCAGCUGGAGGAGGGGCUGGAGAGCCUGCGGGCGGAGCGCGAGCAGAAGGCGGCCCUGCGGGCAGAGCUGGUGGCGCUGAGCGGCGGCGGUGGGCAGUUGCUGGAAUGCAGCGGGCUGCGGCUCGACCACAGCGCUGCCUCGGACGGGCAGGACAGCGGCUUCCAGAGCAGCCCGGGCCAGGCCAACGGCGAGAGCCCGGGGGCGGCCAGGUCCGCGGCCACCCCCGACCUCUUCAGCGAGCUGAGCCUGUCUGAGAUCCAGAUGUUGAAGCAGCAGCUGGAGCAGAUGGAAUUAGAGAAAGCCACGCUCCUGGGCAGCGUGCAGGAACUUCGGCAACGCCUGGAGUCGAGUGGGCAGGCAGCGGUGGCUGACGAGGACGGCAAGGAGGACUCCGAUUCGGGGGCUGUGCUGGACGCCGGGUCUCGGGCGCAGCUGGCCGAGUGCGCCCGCCUGCACUCCGAACUGCAGGAGCUGCGGGCGUCAGGCCACGAACGCGAGGCCGAACUGCGGCGCCAGCUGGAGGUGUGGCAGUCCGAGGCGGAGGAGCUGGCUGCCAGCUGCCGUCUGCACGCCCGCCGCAGCCGCCAGGACCGCGAGCUGAUCGCCGGGUUGAGGGCCGAGCUGCGGGCCGCGGCCGAGGCCGGCCGCUCCCUCUGCCGCCUCCAGGAUGAGCUGAGCGGCCUGAGCGAGGAGAUGGCCGCCCUCUACCACCACGUGUGCCUGGGCGAGAGGCGGACGCCCAGCCGGGUCACGCUGGACUACGUGCGAGCUGGCCGGAGGGGGCGGCUCAGUCCGUCGGGGUCGACAGGAGGAGGAGGAGGGGGAACCGGAAGCGGCGGAGGGGAGCUCUCCCCCACCGCCUCAGUCCCAGAACCGCUGGAUGCCUUGGGGCUGUGCGGCGUGCUCCGCCGACAGCUUGGACACCUGCAGGAGGCACUGGAGGGGCGGGAGCGGAGGAGGGCGGCCGCCGCGGGAGGCGGAGGCGGAGGAGCGGAGUGGGAGAAGGAGGGACUGCUCUCCGAGGUGCUGAAGCUGCGUUCGCUCCUCAGCACCAAGCGGGAACAGAUCGCCACCCUCCGCACCGUGCUCAAGGCCAACAAACAGACGGCAGAGGUGGCCCUGUCAAACCUGAAGAACAAGUACGACAACGAGAAGUGCCUGGUGUCGGACACGAUGGUGAAGCUGCGGAGUGAGCUGAAGGCUCUGAAGGAGGACGCCGCCACCUUCUCCUCCCUCCGAGCCAUGUUCGCUAGCAGAUGUGAUCAGUACGUCACCCAGCUGGAGGAGAUGCAGCGGCAGCUGGCCGCAGCCGAGGACGAGAAGAAGACGCUGAACUCCCUGCUGCGCAUGGCCAUACAGCAGAAGCUGGCGCUCACUCAGAGACUGGAGGUACAGGACGCCCUCACUGACGUACCCCGCCACUGUGCCAGGACGAACCGAGCCAAGGUGCACGCAAAGAACCGCGCCAGGGGAACACGCGCCAGCCCACAGCACCAGCAGAAUACUUGAGCAGACAGUGCCUGUGCCUUCUCCCAGCUGGUCGCCGGCAGUAACCCUCACAGAAAUCCAUCGAUCCACGACAGACCGAGGGUGGAAUCGUCUCAUCGCCCUGCAACACCCCUCCUCUCUCCCCCUCUCUCCGUCUCUCUCGGGCUGAAACGCGGUCUGAUGAUAAACAGUUUGUCCGGCAAUCGAGUCUCGGUUGCUUUCCGAACUUCCGCCGAGCCACCGUGCACUUUAUGUAACUGGUGCCUUUGACUCUCUCGGGACUGUGUCGCUCCGGUUUAAAAUCUCCUGGUUCGCCGCUGGAAAUGACCGUCUCUUUGUGGCGCAUCGCGUUUUCCCUCUCGCUCCCACCCUCUCUCCCGGUGUGGAAUCCGGUCUGGUCAGCGAGGGUGGUCACGCAGGGCUACGACUCUCUUCUUGGUUAGGGAAAGACCCUGAUGUCUCGGGGCAAUGGGUGGUCUGCAGAGUUGUCGUCAGCGGGAGGGGCUGCCUGGUGAGCGGGAAGAUGGAGAGACAGACAGAGAGAGAGAGGGAGAGAGAGACAGAGAGAGAGGGAGAGUGAUAGACGCAGAGAGAGAGAGAGAGAGAGGCAGACAGUGGCAGGGAGACACAGAGUCAGUCAGAGUGACACAGAAAGAUGCAGAAAGAAAGCGACAGAAAUAUAGAGGCAGGUGGGAGAGAGUGCGAGAGAGGGAGAGAGAGUGGGGUAGAGAGCGAAAAAGGCUGAGGGGGGGAUAGAGAGAGUGAAGGGAGGAGAGGAGAGACAGAGGUGAAGCAGGAUGGGGUAGGAGUUGGGGACAGUACGAGGGUAAGCUGGCCAUCCUGACUUUUCCCACUGUACAUUCAACGUUCUGCACGCCGCCUCCCUCACCCGUCAGGAGGAGUGUACCGUCCAGCUCUCCAUCUGUCCGAAGAUCUCAUUUCCAGGCCCACAGCACUGGAGUGUCCCCCAGACUCGUCCCCCCCCCCCACAUGACCCUUCUGUCCCUACCCACAGGUUCCUCCAGGUUCUCAGUUCAAAUUGGGAUUGCGGUCAGGCAGUGUAAAUGUGCGGACAUCUCUCCAGUCUCCUCUCCCCCCACACCCCCAUCUCCUCUCUCUCCUGUCUCCUCCCCCUCCAUCUCCUCUCUCUCCUGUCUCCUCUCCCCCCGUCUCCUCUCUCUCCUGUCUCCUCCCCCUCCAUCUCCUCUCUCUCCUGUCUCCUCCCAUCUCCAUCUCCUCUCUCUCCUGUCUCCUCCCCCUCCAUCUCCUCUCUCUCCUGUCUUCUCCCAUCUCCAUCUCCUCUCUCUCCUGUCUCCUCUCCCCCCGUCUCCUCUCUCUCCUGUCUCCUCUCCCCCCCGUCUCCUCUCUCUCCUCCCCCCAUCUCCAUCUCCUCUCUCUCCUGUCUCCUCCCCCUCCAUCUCCUCUCUCUCCUGUCUCCUCUCCCCCCCGUCUCCUCUCUCUCCUCCCCCCCCCCAUCUCCAUCUCCUCUCUCUCCUUCACCCUGUUGUCUGCACGUUGCUGGCUGCCCCUCUCCUGCCAGCCAGUGCCGCCGGCUGGUUCCUGUGCCAUGUCAGUAUUACUACAGUCGCCGUGCCUGUCUGUGCCCGUGCCUUAACUCCCCAAGUGCCUUGUGCUUGCUCAGCCUUACAUUCACACGCUGUAAAUACACGUUCUGCACAAACGGUGAACUUCGGAGAGCGAGCGACUGGAUGGGGACCCGGCGCCGA
This is a messenger RNA of Mobula hypostoma (lesser devil ray), 4023 nucleotides long. RefSeq names its product protein bicaudal D homolog 2-like. Lineage: Eukaryota; Metazoa; Chordata; Chondrichthyes; Myliobatiformes; Myliobatidae. Bases 125 to 2317 code for a protein of 730 amino acids. The transcript has 8 exons. Gene Ontology annotation, molecular function: cytoskeletal adaptor activity; dynein complex binding. The record is from RefSeq and is a predicted model, not a curated record.